Cercospora beticola is the source of this 2574-nucleotide messenger RNA. RefSeq lists its product as uncharacterized. NCBI's taxonomy places the organism in Eukaryota, Fungi, Ascomycota, Dothideomycetes, Mycosphaerellales, Mycosphaerellaceae. The record is from RefSeq and is a predicted model, not a curated record.
AUGGCGUCCGACUCAGCAGUGCGCCCCAAUCCUGUUCUACUCAUCUCUAUUGACCUCGGCAGCUUUUACCUGAAAUGCUGGGCCAAGCAUGUCCCAGCCGGUCGGCAUGCUGAUGACACUACACCAUACGCGGUGUAUCUGAUGCCAGGUUUCCGGAAAAUUCGACUAUCACUCCUGAUCGUGCCUGACGAGCAGGGAGAAAGCAAGCUUCUGUGGGGCGACGAAGUGACACAACACCUUCGCCAUCAUCCAGAAGACAGUCACAGAGUCUUCGACAACAUCAAGCUCGCGCUUUGCGCAAAGUAUAACCACCAUGCAGCGGUUCGGCAUAUUCGAGAGGUUCUUGGGUGUCCGCAAGGCGAGAGCGUGCUCGGAAACAUCCAGCACGUGUACACCCUCAUGCUCGAGAAGGCGCGGAACGCGUGCCUACGUUGGUACACUUACGACAGCGAUCAGGGGUCGGCCAUGAAUCCCGACUAUUGGCGCGCUGUGCCAGUGGAACUAAAGGUGACCAUUCCCGCCAUGUGGAAUGAGACGGCGCAGAGCAUCAUGAAGCAUGCGGCUCUGGAUGCUGGAUAUCGUAAUGUCCGGCUGUAUUUGGAACCACUCUGUGCGGCAGCGGCAGAAAUGACCAAAUUAAUAUCGCAGCGUCUGCUCGAGGACGUUGCGAUGACACGAAUCAAGGCUGCAUCCGUGCCAGAUGGUCGGCCCGUAAUGGUGGCGGUAGGCGAGGCUGCUGGUGACUCCCUUGGCUGUCACGUUGUGCAUGAGCUUACCUGGCAAUGUUUCGAAUUCUCUCCCGAACUUCGACGGCAUGGUGGCCUUGCAAACUGUUCGCGGCUGCUACAAGGGCUUUCAGAGGCUGAGAUGCGGCGACAGUUAUCGUCGUAUGUUGAAGAUCGAAUGAAAAAGCCUGACCCGCGGGACUUUCCUGUUAUGAUUGAGUCCGCCGCGCCGCCAGGACCAGGUGAACUUUCCAACAUAAUGGUCAAAUUUACGGGGAACGCACUGCAGCAGUGUAUCCAUACCUGGGCUUCUAAAAUUGCUGACUUUGUCGAGAGAUUUCUAGACACCGACCAAUGCCAGGAACUAGACCUCCGUAGAGCCCACUUGACUGGUGGAGGGUCGUCGAACACCUAUGUGGUGGCAGAACUCAGAAAAGCUCUUGAAUCGAGACAUAUCGACGUGCGCGUACCGGACUCCGACGAAGCAGACAUGGCAGUUGCUCGAGGUGGCCUGGAGCAAUACCCCACAAAUGAAGCCGAUGACCUGCCCGAAGGCUUUUAUUAUCUUUGCCAAGCCGAGCCGUACGAUCACAAACGGCACAAAGACGUUGGAAUGGACUGGAAAUCGCAAGACGGCUAUCGGAAGGCAGUUUCGACAACGACACCGAAGCUUGCAGCGCCUUCGCACGAAGAUCCAGACCGAUGGUUCGCUCUUGAUCGCCUUCAGCUGGCUUAUCAGCAUUCACUCUCAGGUCCGAAGCAGCCACCACGAUAUGUGUCGAUGGAUUUCCCGAUCGAUGCAAAUUUCAAUACCCAGUUCAAGUUCGACAUUUAUUUUUGCAAGGACUUUCACAGGGAUGGGAGUGCAUUGCGGUCGAAAGAUGGCAAGGUGAAACCAAAAUUCAGCAAGUUCCUUGUCGAACUCGCCGAUGUGGAAGUGGACUCGUCGAGAUACAACUUCGAGAAGUAUGAUAACAAUGGGACUCCCUAUUUCAACGUACUAGGACUAGUUGAGAUAUCUGGUUCAGCGCAGGAGCUCAAUUUGGUCGUUCGACUUCUGGAGCCUGGACAGCCUUUGAAAUGGCAAAAGCCGCUUGGCGCGAAGAGAUUCGAUAAUGCGGAUCUCAUCCUUGAUCCCAGCGUGGACUACCGCUACAUCACGAUUAUCCGCCGCGAGAUCUGGGCACCGUAUCGCAGCCAUGCGAUAUCCUCGGCCUCUCGUGCUGUGGCAACAUCCACGAAAGUAGCACCUUGUAGCAGCAAGAGACGCAGCAAGAAGGGCAUUGCAGUCAAGCGCUCUAUUGGCACGCGCAGCAAUCGUACAAGACAUGUUCGCAGCAGCAAACAGCCAGCACAAGUGGAUCCAGCGGUUCGGAAUCUUCUGGCAGACGAAGCGACUUGUACCUCUGAUACGGAAACGAUUCGACCUCCUGUCAACAAUCCUAAGAGCCGCUCUGUGCGAAAACGCAAAUCUUACGCUGUACCCGCAGACGACGAUCAAGCAAGUAGCGAGACGAGUGACGACCAAGUGCCCAGUGAAGUCAGUCAUAUUGCCAAAGAAGAUGCCGCCUACAGUGGCGCUGAGCGUAACAGCCUUUGGCAACGACCUCGUUCGAGACUCACAACGCCGACGAUGUUGAUUGGACACAAGCGCCGUCGACCUGAAGAUCGGACGGAUGUCAGUCUGGACCAGCGUCCUCCAUCACCGCGUGGCCAAAGUUGUGAGCCUUGGGGCACGCUUGCGACACCCGAGAGUCUGGUGAUAAGUCGCUUAGCGAGUACAGAGUGUGACGAAGAAGAGAGAAAUGCGUUGAUCAAUGCAUUUCUAGAGGACAAGAUACCCGAGUGA